AUGGAUACCUUCUGCUUCGUCUGCUUCCAGAAAGAGGAGCUACAGCCCUUGCAAAUGAACAGUGCGACAAUGAGUGCUGGCUCGAUCGAGCAGGAGCCGUCGCGCAAGCUGGCCUGCUGCGGGGUGCCCCUGAUCACCGAGGACAUGCAGUCGCUGGCUAUCCGCACCCUCUCCGGCACCGACAUCAACAAGCACUAUGACCUCAUCCGCGAGCUUGGCAAGGGCACCUACGGCAAGGUGGACCUGGUGUCCCACAAAAGCACAGGCACCAAAAUGGCGUUGAAGUUCGUGAACAAGAGCAAGACGAAGCUGAAGAACUUCUUGCGGGAGUUCAGCAUCACCAACACGCUCUCCUCCAGCCCCUUCAUCAUCAAGGUCUUUGACGUGGUCUUUGAGACUGAGGAUUGCUACGUCUUCGCUCAGGAGUACGCGCCUGGUGGGGACCUCUUUGACAUCAUCCCGCCACAGGUGGGCCUCCCCGAGGACAUGGUGAAGCGCUGUGUGCAGCAGCUGGGCCUGGCCCUGGACUACAUGCAUAGCAAGAACUUGGUGCACCGGGACAUCAAGCCGGAGAACGUACUGCUCUUUGACCGUGACUGCCGCCGGGUGAAGCUGGCCGACUUCGGCAUGACCCGCAAGGUGAGCUGCCGGGUGAAGCGCAUCAGCGGCACCAUACCCUACACGGCGCCCGAGGUGUGCCAGGCCGGCCGGGCCGAAGGCUUCGCCGUGGACACCAGCAUCGACGUGUGGGCCUUCGGGGUGCUCAUCUUCUGCGUCCUGACCGGCAACUUCCCCUGGGAGGCAGCCUCUGCCUCGGACACCUUCUUUGAGGAGUUUGUGCGGUGGCAGAAGGGGCGCCUGGCAGGCCUGCCAUCCCAGUGGCGGCGCUUCACAGACAACGCCCUGCGCAUGUUCCAGCGUCUCCUGGCCCUGGACCCCGAGAAGCGCUGCCCUGUCAAGGAGGUCUUCUACUUCAUCAAGUAUGACCUGAUGUCAGAGGUGCGCCGCCGGCCCUCCUACCGCUCCCGCAAGCAUGCCGGAGAUAAGCUCUCCGCCGGCCCCCACCGCCAUGAGACGCCCAGCUCCUGCACCCCCACCCCGCUCAAGAGAACCAUCCUGACGGAAGGCAGUGGCCCCCGGCUCUCUGCCUCCGAGCCAGGCCUGCCCUCCCCCGGGGGAGCUAGCCGGACGGACGGGCGGCAGGACAAAGGCAAAGGGCAGAUGGUCCUGGCCACAGCAAUAGAGAUUUGUGUCUGA
Messenger RNA from Emys orbicularis (European pond turtle), 1257 nucleotides. It is a transcript of the gene SBK1, whose product is annotated as SH3 domain binding kinase 1. Gene Ontology annotation, biological process: peptidyl-serine phosphorylation; peptidyl-threonine phosphorylation. Lineage: Eukaryota; Metazoa; Chordata; Testudines; Emydidae. The record is from RefSeq and is a predicted model, not a curated record. Bases 1 to 1257 code for a protein of 418 amino acids. Gene Ontology annotation, molecular function: ATP binding; protein serine/threonine kinase activity. The transcript has 4 exons.